Molecule: messenger RNA, 5661 nt
Organism: Erpetoichthys calabaricus (reedfish)
Lineage: Eukaryota; Metazoa; Chordata; Cladistia; Polypteriformes; Polypteridae
Product: zinc finger protein 721-like
Exons: 6
Coding region: 138-3605 (1155 amino acids)
Biological process (GO): regulation of DNA-templated transcription
Molecular function (GO): RNA polymerase II cis-regulatory region sequence-specific DNA binding; DNA-binding transcription factor activity, RNA polymerase II-specific
Source: RefSeq, a predicted model, not a curated record
UCAUACAUCGCGUUUCUACUCAGCGACCACUCGAGGGGUGAUGGUGCUGCGUCGGUCGAUUCGUAGGGUGCAUUUGGAGAAGCACGUCACAGAAAGAGAAAAGAGAAAAAAAGUGAGUCUGCAAUUCCUAGUACCAGAUGUACAAAAUGGAGGAGAUGUGGCCGACUGUGCAGGAGGCACUUCAGAGAGGUUAUCGAUAUGAAGAGGUGGUUUCAAAAACAAUGGGUAUUGACGGGAAAGGGGAAAAUCCCUCACUACAUAAGAGCCUCUUCUUCAUGAAUGUCAUGGAUGAAGAAAGUGUGGAUAUUAAGGAAAAAGACUGGGAAUGGCGAUCAGUUGACCAUCAGCUGGUGAGUCUUGGCAUUAAGAAGGAGGUUUGUGAAUGGGAAUCUGAGCACUCUGGUGUUAAAGAAGAAGAUUUUAAUUCAGGGGCAGUAAAUGUUAAAGAAGACUCUGAGCCCAUAUUUCAUACCUCUGAUUUACACAAAAAUGAAAUUGUAAAUGGAGUUAAGGAAGACGAUGUUAAAUCGGAGCCGGGCUCUCCAUAUCUGUGUCCAUGUGAAGAUGUGCCUGUGUCAGGCCUCACACUGAGUGGGCACCAUUCCCUAGAGAUUUAUUCUGUCCGUGUGAAGUCUGAAUCUUUGGAGUCUUGCCUGAAGAGGCCUGAGGUGGCAUCCUGUUCAAGUCGGGCAGAAGAAGGUAACCAAGAGAGUGCCAAUCUUUCCAUGUCUUCAUUUAUUCAGUACCCACCUCAGCAGAUACAACCAAAUGAAAAUAUGAAGAUACUGACAUCUGGCUCAGAAUAUUUGACCCCGGCCACUUUACAGCACAAUUAUCAGACUGUUAUGAAGCUAGCAAGAACAAACCCAAUCAACACUCAACCACAGGAAAAUACAACUUCAAUAGGUUUGUAUAUCAGCUUAGAUGGGGCGAUGUCUUUUAAAUGCACAGAGAAGUGGAGUGAUAUGAAUCAGAAACCAUAUUUCUGUUCUGAAUGUGGAAAACAUUUCUCCAACAAAACCCAUCUUCGUACCCAUGAAAGAGUUCACACUGGAGAAAAGCCAUAUUGCUGUCCUGAAUGUGGAAAACGUUUCUCUCAAAUUAGCAAUCUUCAUACCCAUAAAAGAGUUCACACUGGAGAGAAGCCAUAUUGCUGUUCCCAAUGUGGCAAACACUUCUCACAAGUAAGCCACCUCUACACACACAGAAGAAUUCACACUAAUGAGAAGCCAUAUAGCUGUUCUGACUGUGGAAAACAGUUCUCCAAAAAUAGCGACCUAAAAAUCCACAGAAGGAUUCACGCUGGAGAAAAGCCAUAUUGCUGUUCCCAGUGUGGCAAACGGUUCUCACAACGAAGUCAUCUUCGUGCACACAUAAGAAUUCACACUAGAGAGAAGCCUUAUCGCUGUUGUGACUGUGGCAAACAAUUUUCACAAGUAGGCCAUCUCCAGACGCAUACAAGAUUUCACACUCGAGAGAAACAUCAUACUAGAGAGAAGCCAUUUUGUUGUUUCAAUUGUAAUAAGCGAUUUUCAACCACUGACCUGCUUCGAAUCCACUCAAGAAUUCACACAGGGGAGAAGCCAUAUUGCUGUUCUGAAUGUGGAAAACGUUUCUUUCAAAACAGCAACCUUCAUGUCCACAAAAGAGUCCACACUCGGGAGAAACCAUAUUGCUGCAUGGAAUGCGGCAAACAGUUCUCACAAAUAGGCAAUCUUCAGAAACACAUGAAAAUUCACAAGGGUCAUGAGCUGUAUUGCUGUUCUGAAUGUGGAAAACGAUUGAGAACCAAAAGCAGUCUUCAGAUUCACUCAAGAAUUCACACUGGAGAGAAGCCAUAUUGCUGUUCUGAUUGCAGAAAACAAUUUACCACCAGCAGUAAUCUUCAGAUCCACAAAAGAAUUCACACAAGGGAGAAGCCUUAUUCCUGUUCUGAAUGUGGCAAACAAUUCUCCAAGAAAGGAAAUCUUCAGACCCACAAAAGAAUCCAUACUGGAGAGAAGCCAUAUGACUGUCCUGAAUGUGGAAAACAAUUUUCCUCCAGUAAUGAGCUUCAUAAACACUUGAAUAUUCACACAGGAGAGAAGGCGUAUUGUUGUUCUGAAUGUGGCAAACGAUUUUCCACUAGUAGCAGUGUUCAGAUGCACAAAAGAAUUCACACUGGAGAGAAGCCAUAUUGCUGCCCUGAUUGUGGCAAACAAUUCUCCAGAUAUAGCAGCCUUCAAAUACACAAAAAAGUUCAUAGUGCAGAGAACCCGUAUUGCUGUUCUCAAUGUGGUAAGAAAUUCUGCAGCAGUAGCAGUCUUAAGAGCCACAUAAUUAUUCACACAGGAGAUAAACCAUAUAGCUGUUCUGAAUGUGGAAAAAGAUUCUUUACAAGCAGCCAUCUUCAGAUCCAUAGAAGAAUUCAUACAGGAGAGAAGCCAUAUUCUUGUUCUGAUUGUGGCAAACAAUUCUCCCACAGUAGCAAUUUUAAGAUCCACAAAAGUAUACAUACUGGAGAAAAGCCAUAUAGCUGUUCUGAAUGUGGCAAAAGGUUCUUUACAAGUAGCCAUCUCCAGGUCCAUACAAGAAUCCAUACAGGAGAGAAGCCAUAUUCGUGUUCUAAUUGUAGCAAACAGUUCUCCAGUAGUAGCAAUCUUAAGAUCCACACAAGGAUUCACACUGGAGAGAAGCCAUAUCGUUGUUCUGAAUGUGGCAAACAAUUCCCCAGAAAGCGCAAUCUUCAGGCCCAUGCAAGAAUUCACACUGGAGAGAAGCCAUACUGUUGUUCUGAAUGUGAUAGAAGAUUCUCCAGCAGUACUGGCCUUCAGAUCCACCUAAGAAUUCACACUGGAGAGAAGCCAUUUUGUUGUUCUCACUGUGGAAAACGAUUCACAACCAAAAGCACACUUCAUACCCACACAAGAAUUCACACUGGAGAGAAGCCAUAUUCCUGUUCUGACUGUGGGCAGCAAUUCACCACUAAAAGCAAUCUUCAGAUACACACAAGAAUUCACACUGGAGAAAAGCCAUAUUGUUGUUCUGAAUGUGGCAAACGAUUCUCCAUGAAUAGUAGCCUUCAUAUACACAUACGAAUUCACACUAGAGACAACCCAUAUUGCUGUGCUGAGUGUGGCAAACAAUUCACCAACAGUAGCAAUCUUCAGAUGCACAAACGAAGUCACACAGGAGAGAAACCAUAUUGCUGUUGUGAAUGUGGCAAACAAUUCUCCAGGAAUAACAGUCUUCAGAUGCACAAAAGAGUUCACAAUGGAGAAAACCCUUAUUGCUGUUCCGACUGUGGCAAACGAUUCUCCAAAAACAGCAAUCUUAAGACCCACAGAAGAAUUCACACUGGUGAGAAGCCAUAUUGCUGUACUGAAUGUGGGAAAUGGUUCUCCAAGAAUGGCAAUCUUCAGACACACAUAAGAACUCACACUGGGGAGAAGCCAUUUUCGUGUUCUGACUGUGGAAAACAAUUCACAACCAAAAGCACACUUCAUUCCCACAGAAGAAUACACAUGGGAGAAAAGCUAUUUUACUGUUCUGACUGUGGACAACAAUUCACCACCAAAAGCAAUUUUCAGAAUGACAAAAGAAUUAUACACGCAAAGACACAAUAAAGUUACCAGACUGCUGCACUGGAAAAUAUGCAAAAAGUACAACUUGCCAGUACUACAGAUGCACUGAGACCACACUCCAGAAUGACUAACCAAAAAUUAGUAGACUUAGUUAGUCACUUGGAACAGACCAAUAUCAACAGACAGAAAGACGGAUGCCAGGAAACCAGACAUAGUUGUCAGGGAAAAACAGUCUGAUAAAGAAAAGUUUCAGUCCCAAUUGAUUACUCCGUACUCAGAAUGGAGAGACAAAAAAAAAAAAAAAGUAAAUAACCAAGUAUCAAGAAAUGCAAUCUGAGAUGAGCCUGAUGUUGAAUUAAACCACUGAGAUUUUACCAGUGGUGCUGGGAUCAACAGGCUUUAUCAAAAAAAAAAAAUCUAGGCCCAUCUGGAUGCUUUUCCAAUUACCAUCACUCCAUACGAAUUACAGAAAGAAGCACAAUUAGGAACAAUGCAAAAACUAUGCCAAGCCCUGGCAACAAACCUAUGAUAAUAUAAACAGUGGCAGUGCAAAAAUCACUCCAGAAAACCAACACACUUCAGGACUCAAGAGUAAAGUUUGCUUAUUUUUCAGGACAGGAGUAAACUAAGCUAUUGUUGAGAAAUUAAUCCCUGAGAGAAAGAAGCCCUGAGGAGUAUGUCAGAGAGGGGAAGAAGUAGAAGAAAGAUAGGUGGGAGAAAGGAAUCAAAAAAUCAACUUUCUAAUUACUCAAGUCUUAAUGAGUACCUUCACUUGGUGAGCUUCAUUGUACAAGAUCUAUACCAAACCUCAUCAAGGCAAAACAACUAUUGUAGUAUGAAAAGGAACCAUACUGGCCACAAGUCUCCCAGGAUAAACAGGUGCUCAACACCUGCCUCUGCACUAGGGUAGGUAAUGGUGCUAGUGAUAGUGCAAAAAGGAGAAGACAAAAAGAACUUCAAUUGUGGUGUCAGUCCAGAUGGACAGUGUUGCCGGGACCCCCACAGUGGAACAGAACAGACCACAAAAAAGUAGCUUGAGCAAGAAAUGAAGAGUCCAAUGGACUUGAAGGUAAAGAAGAGAUCAUGUACUGCUACUUUUAUGCAACAAAUCCAGAAUUUCCAACUAAAGGAUAUGCCAGGAGGUCUUGUACAAAGCUGGAAUCCUGGAAAGUACUAUCGAUUACCAAACUAGAUAAGGUAACUGAUGAGAGAAAAUAAGCCAAGAGAAAUUAGAAUACUUACAAAGCGCAGCAAAAGAAAAAUUAAUACAGGAAGAAAGGCAAAACCCAUGGGGCAUGAGAAUAGAAUGGGAAAAGACCUGGGUAGAAAAAAAGAGGAGGGACCUCAUAUGAUGUGGCAUUUCUUAACUUAUUUACUACUUACUACUUGCCUACCUAUUUAUGUAUUUAUUUUUUGAAAGAGCUGCUGUAAAAAGCCAAAUACACCCCUGGGCACAAAUAAAGUUCUGUCUCCCCCGGGAUGUGGGAAGAGCUCUUUUGGAGGUAGGAGUUGAAAGUCUUCUGGACAGGGGCCUCCCCCAGACAUUCCCAGUCAACCCUCACUACUUACUUGGGCUUUCCAGGUCUGUCCAGGUGCCUCUCCUACCAUCUAACCCAACUCACCACCAGGUGGUGAUCAGUUGACAUCACUGCCCCUCUAUUCACCCAAGUGUCCAGAACAUACGGCCACAAAUCUGGUGAUAAGAUUAUAAAAUAGAUCAUAGAUCCUUGGCCUAAGGUGCUCUGGUACCAAGUAUACUUAUAAGCCACCUUAUGUUUGAACAUGGUGUUCGUUAAGGACAAACCACGCCUAGCACACAAGUCCAAUAACAAAACACCACACAGUUUUAGAUUAGGGAGAGCUGUUCCUCCCAAUCACACCUCUCCAGGUGUCUCCAUCGCUAUCCACAUGGGUGUUAAGCCCGUGUAAAAAUAUGGAUUUUCCAGUUAAUUGUUAUUUUUCAUUUGAAUGAUUAGAUAGCAGUUCUUAAAGUCUCAAGAUCGAUCUUAUGAAUCUCUAUCCUGCUCAGUUGCUAUAUGCAGUUUUUUGUUUAUCUUCAUUUUUGGCAUCUGACCCAGAAGAUGUCGUCAAUGCGCCU